CUACUAAGGAUGGUGUUAACAUACAGGGUUACACUGUCUGGUCUCUACUGGAUAAAUUCGAAUGGGAACAAGGUUAUUCUGAGAGAUUUGGACUCUACUAUGUUGACUUUCAAUAUCAGAACAAACCUCGGUACCCAAAAGCUUCAGUUCACUAUUAUAAGGCAAUAGUUGAAGCAAAUGGAUUUCCUAACCCAAGGGAGGUAAGGCCACUUUCUGCUAAUUUUUGCUUCAUGGAGAAAGGCAAAAUUGAUCAGAUCUGA
This is a messenger RNA of Podarcis lilfordi (Lilford's wall lizard), 260 nucleotides long. The record is from the annotation of a GenBank genome assembly. NCBI's taxonomy places the organism in Eukaryota, Metazoa, Chordata, Lepidosauria, Squamata, Lacertidae.